UCGAGACCCCGUCGCGCCAUAGUGACUGUAGCCGUGGAGACAGUUACUUACCAACGGCCGCAACACUCAGCAACAGCAGCAGCAGCAGCAUCUGGAAGUCACCGAGCGAGUGGGAGAGAGGGGAAAGAGAGCAGAGCCAGGGCAGAACUUUUCUCAAGGCAAAGCAUGCAGAGCUCCGAGGGAGGGUCAGACACCACGACCAGCGUGGCAGCGUUGCGGACAUCAUCUUCAGCUCAGGCCCCGGUGGUACAGCCUGUCCCAGCGUCCCAGCAGAGGGUGCUGGUUCAAGCUACAGGCUCAGCUCAGAAGGGAGGACAAGUACAGCAGCUUUCAGUACCCAGGGUUCAACAGGUCCCUCAGCAGGUGCAGCAGGUUCAACAUGUCUACCCGUCCCAGGUCCAAUAUGUAGGAGAAAGUGGAGAGACUGUUUACACUAAUGGAACUAUCCGAACAGCCUACUCCUACAACCCCGAGGCUCAGUUGUAUGGGCAGAGCAGUGGGGGAACCUACUUUGACUCGCAGGCCAGUGGAGCUCAUGUCACCACGGUGGUCUCCUCUGCCAGUGGUGGGGUGCCCCCUCAUGGCAUGGUGGGCAUCGCUAUGGACGUGGGCAGCAGCCACAUCAUCUCCAGCGGAAGCACCUACCUGAUUCAUGGAGGCAGUAUGGAGGGAAGCCGCAACCACAUAUCGCACUCAUCACGCUCCUCCUCAGCUAUGCUUGAAAUGGCGAUUGAAAACCUCCAAAAGUCUGAAGGAAUUGCAAGUCACAAAAGCAGCCUGCUCAACAGCCAUCUGCAGUGGCUGCUGGACAACUAUGAGACAGCGGAGGGAGUGAGCCUGCCCCGGUGCUCUCUGUAUAACCAUUACUUAAGGCACUGUCAGGAACAGAAGCUGGAUCCGGUCAACGCAGCCUCCUUCGGCAAGCUCAUCCGCUCUGUUUUCAUGGGCCUGAGGACCCGCCGCCUCGGCACCAGAGGCAACUCUAAGUAUCAUUACUAUGGCAUCCGGGUGAAGCCAGACUCACCGCUGAACCGGCUGCAGGAAGAUACCCAGUACAUGGCCAUGAGGCAGCAGCCUGUCCACCAGAAACAGAGGUUCAAACCUCUACAGAAGGUGGACGGUAUGUCUGACAGCCUGUGUGGGAGCUCUCAGCACUGUAACAGCACUCCAGAGCAGUCUGUGGCCGCUCAGAGUCAACACCACCAGCAGUACAUAGAUACGUCCCACACCUUGCCUCAAUUUCCCAACCCUGACUUGGGCACCCAGCCUCUGCCUGAGCGUAUCAACAUGAAUGAUAUCAAGAAGCUGCAGACACUCUACAGAGACCACUGCGAGGCUACUUUGGAUGUGGUGAUGAACCUCCAGUUCCACUACAUUGAGAAACUCUGGCAGACUUUUUGGUAUUCAACACCGCCAUCUAGUGACGGAAAUACUACCAUUCCCAGCAGUGAUGAUGAUCUGGAGGGUGUGAUCCCCAGAGAGAAGCUGGUGGCUCUGUGUAAAUACGAACCAGUCAGACUAUGGAUGAGGAGCUGUGACCACAUCCUGUACCAGGCUCUGGUAGAGAUCCUUAUCCCUGAUGUGCUGCGUCCUGUUCCCAGCACUCUCACUCAGGCCAUCCGUAACUUUGCCAAGAGUCUGGAGGGCUGGCUGACUAACGCCAUGACCAGUUUUCCUCAAGAGAUUAUUCGCACCAAGGUGGCGGUGGUCAGUGCGUUUGCCCAGACACUGAGACGUUACACCAGUCUGAACCACCUGGCCCAGGCGGCCCGCGCCGUCCUCCAGAACACCUCCCAGAUCAACCAGAUGCUCUCUGACCUCAAUCGGGUGGACUUUGCAAACGUCCAGGAGCAGGCAUCAUGGGUGUGUCAGUGUGACGAGAGUGUGGUUCAGCGUCUGGAGCAGGACUUUAAGGUCACCCUGCAACAGCAGAGCUCUCUGGACCAGUGGGCUACCUGGCUCGACAAUGUGGUCACUCAGGUCCUGAAGCCUCACCAGGGCAGCCCCAGCUUCCCCAAAGCUGCACGCCAGUUCCUGCUCAAAUGGUCCUUCUACAGCUCCAUGGUGAUCAGAGACCUGACCCUGCGCAGUGCAGCUAGUUUUGGCUCUUUUCACCUGAUUCGCCUGCUCUAUGAUGAGUACAUGUUUUACCUGGUGGAACACCGUGUGGCGCAGGCCACCGGAGAAACUCCUAUUGCUGUCAUGGGAGAGUUCAGUGACCUGACUUCUAUGAUGCCUUCACUCAUGGAAAAAGAUGCAUCUUUCUCUGAUGAGAUGAGUGACCUGGGCAGUGAUGCUGACGUGUCCAGAGGGCCUACUGAACCUGCAGUGAAAAGAGAGAGGAUUGAAAUGAGCCACCCACUGCAGGAGAUGUGAGUCUGGUCUGAAAGGGGCCGGAUUGAAAGCCACCACGACCAGCAUCUCUCCCUGAAAAGGUGACACUAAAGUGGCUUCGGGGCCCUUCGGGACGCAGCGGCUUUUUUGGGCCGAGCACACUGCGUCCUUCUGCAGUCAGUGUGUGCAAUGUACAUAGAGAAGAAAGUAGCAGUGUCAGUCCUCCCCUCACUAGCGUUUAUAAGGACAGUGAUUUUUCUUUCAGGAAGCUCACAUCUGUUUUUGUUUUGUUUUUUUUUUACUCACAGGGAUGUAACACAGGUCUGAUUUUCUUUCCGUUUUUGUUGCAACUGUGAAUGACUUUGUGCAGUACCUUUUUAUUGGAUGUGUAACCUUGAGUGGUGGUAUGUGGUGUUUGUGAGUCUUCUCUUUUUUUUUUUUUUAAUUUUUUU
Molecule: messenger RNA, 2786 nt
Organism: Epinephelus fuscoguttatus (brown-marbled grouper)
Lineage: Eukaryota; Metazoa; Chordata; Actinopteri; Perciformes; Serranidae
Gene: rfx2
Product: regulatory factor X, 2 (influences HLA class II expression)
Exons: 18
Coding region: 166-2376 (736 amino acids)
Biological process (GO): regulation of transcription by RNA polymerase II
Cellular component (GO): nucleus
Molecular function (GO): DNA-binding transcription factor activity, RNA polymerase II-specific; RNA polymerase II cis-regulatory region sequence-specific DNA binding
Source: RefSeq, a predicted model, not a curated record